Tachysurus fulvidraco (yellow catfish) is the source of this 1153-nucleotide messenger RNA. RefSeq lists its product as uncharacterized. The transcript is spliced from 4 exons. NCBI's taxonomy places the organism in Eukaryota, Metazoa, Chordata, Actinopteri, Siluriformes, Bagridae. The record is from RefSeq and is a predicted model, not a curated record. The coding region runs from base 89 to 883 and encodes 264 amino acids.
UUUGCAACAUGCCUUGGGACUUUCCAAGAAACCGAAAGUCAAACUAUGAAACACGGAACAGAGCACCAGUGACUGUGAUCUAACGAAGAUGGUAGAAGAAAAGCGUCACGAUCCUAAGGACUUCAGCCUGAAAUUUGUUGAUCGACCUGAUGACAUUACCCAUGAUGAUGAUCCCAACACACAGAGGAUAGAGAUGUCUUGUGGACAUGCUGUCACACCUGAGUCCCUCACAGCCUACUGUCGCAGUCUUCUGGAUCAGGCCAAGUACAAGUUCCUGUGUCCAGCUCUAAAAAAUGGAACAACUAAAAUGUGUGCAGCUGAGUGGAAGUAUGUAGAUGUGCGGAGGAUUGCUUUACUGAAUCAAGAGGAGCAGAACCACUUUGAGGAGACUAUGGCUGAACUGGCAGCAGCUAAGUACUGUGAAUACAACUCAUGCCCUGGUUGCAGUUCAUAUGUUGAGAGACAGAAUUUGACCAACCUGUGUGUACUCUGCACCAUCUGUACAGCUGAUAGCGGUAAGAGGUUUCAGUUCUGCUGGCAGUGUCUGAAGACCUGGAAAGGGCCAGCACCUCGCUCAGACAAGUGUGAAAACAGCGGCUGUGUUAAUGAUAAAAUUGAGAAAUUGUUAAAAUGUGAGGAAAUAAUCCUUCCUUCGGUUCAAUACCUAAAAUGUCCCUCACUGCGAGCUUGCCCUACAUGUGGAAACUUGGUUGAGCAUAACACAACAGGAUGUAAGAAUAUAAUAUGUAAUCGGUGUCAUGUUGAAUUCUGCUUUUCUUGCUUAAAGCUUAAGGUUGAAUGCCUAAAAACAAGCUCAUACUUUAUACCUUGCUCAAAUGGUGUAGCUCCUCGGCAAACAUCCAUUCCAACCUGGAGUAAGUAGAUACCUAAAAUCUUGGCGUAUUAUAAUGCCAAAACACACAGUUUUCAGUCUCUUUAAAUUGAUCUAUAGCCGUAAUAUUAAGUAAUUAAUUAAUCGAUUAAUCAAUCGAUCGAUUAAUCAAUCAAUUGAUCGAUUAAUUAAUUAAUUAAUUAAUUAAUUAAGUAUGAACUGUUUUGAAAGUUGUCCUCAGGUUAUAUAAAAAUUAUGUUGUAUUUGCUUUUGCUGUCAUUUGCUUCAUAAUAAAAUAAUUUUGAUUAGCACAAAUAAAUA